CAGUGUACCUGUAAAUCCAGGGUAAUCCCUCAUCCCUGCCCCGUGUCAUAGAAGUAUAAUCAUCGUGGUGGGCAAACAUUCGCCUGGGGUGAAGAGCUGUCAAAACUGUCAGGUAACAUCAGCCAUCCUUAGCCAAUACCUGCAAGCAUGACUCCUUCCCAAGUUACCUUUGAAGUAAGAGGAACAUUAAUGCCAGGAGAGGUUAUAGCAGUAUGUGGGAGCUGCAACUCUUUGGGCAACUGGAAUCCUCAGCUUGCAGUAAUUCUUCAUCCAGAUGUUUAUGCUGAUGGGUGCAUAUUAUGGAAAGCUACAGUAGAACUUACUAGAGGAGAUGCUAUUCAGUAUCGAUAUUUUAAAGGGUGCUUCUUAGAGCCUAAGACUAUCGAUGGUCCCUGCCAAGUCAUAGUUCACAAGUGGGAGACUCAUCUACAACCACGAUCAAUAACCCCUUUAGAAAAUGAGCUCAUUAUUGAUGAUGGAGAGUUUGGGAUUCAUAAUGGGGUUGAAACUCUGGAUUCUGGAUGGCUCACAUGUCAGACUGAAAUAAGAUUACGUCUACAUUAUUCUGAAAAACCACCUGUCUCAAUAUCAAAGAAAAAAUUUAAAAAAUCAAGGUUUAGAGUGAAGCUGACUUUAGAAGGCUUGGAGGAGGAGGAAGAGGAUGAUGACCAAGAUAAAACAUCUCCUACUGUUUCUCAGAAAAUGGCAAACACCCUGGACAUUGCAUUAAUAACUGAUACAGAAUGCAAAAGUCGGCACUCUCAGCCAGACUGUGGGUAUGCUUUGCAGCCUGAUCGAUGGACAGAAUACAGUAUACAAACCAUGGAUCCAGAUAACUUGGAAUUAAUCUUUGACUUCUUUGAGGAAGAUUUAAGUGAAGCGGUAGUACAAGGAGAUACACUGCCAGGCCAUGUGGGCUCUGCUUGCCUCUUAUCCUCCACGAUUGCAGAACAAGGAAAGAGUAGUGGAAUUCUCACACUUCCUAUUAUGAGCCGAAUUUCAAGAAAAACUAUUGGAAAAGUUAGAGUGGACUACAUCAUUAUUAAGCCAAUAGUAGGAUACAGUUGUAAUAUGAAAGCCUCAUAUGCUAAGUACUGGAAGCCAAGAACAACUCUUGAUGUUGGGCACAGGGGUGCAGGAAAUUCUACAACAACUACCAAGCUCGCUAAAGUUCAGGAAAACACUGUUGCUUCUCUAAGGAAUGCUGCUAGUCAUGGAGCAGCUUUUGUGGAAUUUGAUGUACACCUUUCGAAAGAUCACGUGCCUGUUGUAUAUCAUGAUCUCACUUGUUGUUUGGCAAUGAAAAAGAAACUGGAAGCUGAGCCAUCAGAAUUGUUUGAGAUUGCAGUGAAAGAACUCACAUUUGAUCAACUGCAGUUAUUAAAGCUAGCUCACGUGAAUGCCUUGAAAUUAAAGGAUCAGAAUGCAUCUUUUAAAGAGGAGGAAAAUUAUUUUUCUGAGAACCAGCCAUUUCCUUCUCUCCAGACCGUUCUAGAAUCACUUCCUGAAGAUGUUGGGUUUAACAUAGAAAUAAAAUGGAUCUGUCAACAAAGAGAUGGGAAAUGGGAUGGUGGCCUGUCAACCUAUUUUGACAUGAACCUCUUCUUGGACAUCAUUCUGAAAACCACUCUUGUAAAUGCUGGGAGGAGGAGAAUCAUAUUUUCUUCUUUUGAUGCAGACAUUUGCACAAUGGUUCGGCAUAAGCAAAAUAAGUAUCCGGUGUUGUUUCUGACCCAAGGAAAAUCUGACAUUUAUCCAGACCUUAUGGAUCUCAGGAGUCGUACAACUUCUAUUGCAAUGAGUUUUGCACAAUUUGAAAAUUUGCUGGGAAUUAAUGCACACACUGAAGACUUGCUGAGGAACCCAUCAUUUAUUCAAGAGGCCAAAUCUAAAGGUUUAGUUAUUUUCUGUUGGGGUGAUGAUACAAAUGACCCAGAGAACAGAAAGAAGUUGAGAGAAUAUGGUGUUCAUGGGCUAAUAUAUGACAGGAUAUAUGACUGGAUGCCUGAACAACCAAAUAUAUUCCAAGUAGAGCAGUUGGAACGUCUGAAGAAAGAGUUAUCAGAACUGAAAAGCUGUGUAUGUCCCUCUCUCAGCCACUUUAGUUCUUCAGCAAUGUGUAAAUGUCGUCAUGGCCGCAUGGAAGUGAAUGGUAUAGAUAAUUUACAGAAAUCUUAAGGACUUAAAGGUUGACUCCAGCCAGAAACUUGCUUUGUGUAUUUAAUUUUCACCUCUGGAGCAGAGCUAUCAAUGCCUUUGUAUUUUUGAGUCCAAAUAAGCAAUAACUAAAUGUGUUCCUUUUUCCAUGACAGUACUUGUUAAAAUAUCAAAUCCUGUUUAAAAAAAAAUUGGCCAGUUAUAAUUAUUGUUCAAGUUUACAUAUACAGUUUUAAAACUUUCACAAUCAAGUUUAAAAUCGUAUACUAGAAAUCAAGUACUGUAACAGUGUUCAAACAGGUUUUACAAAAUACACAAUCUAAGUUGUAGUAGUUUAAAAAAUGGUAUCAUAGAGAAGUUAUGAUCUAAUAUUGGAAUGGCCAGAAAAAAAAAAUUGACUCCAAUACUAAUCUGACAGCAGGAGAUUAGGAGAAUGAUUGUAACGUAUACAUAAUUAUACCUGGUUUGAAUAAAUUGGUACCUCAUAUGCAUGCAUUUGCACUGAUAGAUCCAACUGUACAAAACCUUUGUGCCAUCAUAAAAUAUGUAUAUAUUUUUUUAAGUAAACUGCAAUGCACAUGAAUUCAUUUUUCUCCCGUUAGUACCUUUAGACUGCUGCCUUUUUUCUUCUCUGCCAGCUGAAUGAAUUGUAUAAUGUAUGAGUGUAGCAGUGAAGGACAAACCACAAGUACAGGUUUUCAUUAAUCGCACUCAGACCUGCUAAACUUCAAAAUGCUGCAAAUAAUGUAACAUUAACUAACUUGCAGCAGCUGUUUUAUUGGCCAAGAACCUUAUUGUUUUACAGUAACCUUAAAGGAGAAAAUAUAUAUAAUGCACAAACUCUACAAAAUGCAUGCUUCAACUUUUAAGCAUGAAAUUAUAGGUGUUUGCAAUGGUCCUUGCAUCCUUGUGGUGCUAGUUGAGUGUGAGGGUGACAAGGACUAACUAAACUAUUUAAUCUUUGUUGCCUAAAACCAUAAGCCUAUAUUUGCAGAUGUCCAGAUAAGGCUUUUUACCAUCUAGUUUGUCUUAAUAUGUAUACAGACCACUUGCUUUUGUAUUCCACAACAGCUAAUUUUCCAAAUCACAAAUAUUCAGAUAAUCUGCAUCCUGUAUUGACUGAUAUCUGUUCUUUGUAAUUUAUUCUGUAAUGAUAGUUUAGAAUUCCUGUUAGGUAUGUAUGCAUGUACUUAAACUUGUACCUCUUAAAAUUGCAGGUCAUGCCAACACAACAGCUGUAACUUUUUACUGAAGUGUUAAUGUACAAUAAGAAUGAAAAAUAUUUAUUUUUUUCUCUUGUAAAUUGAUUAUGAGAACUAUAGCUUGUAUUAUAUUCUUUAUAUACAGUCAUUGCAGCAUAGAAUUGAUUGUAUAAAACAGUACAGCAAUUACAGAUAUGUGCUUGGGCCUGCACCACUGAAUGAUAUUGAGUUUAAGGUAACUGGCUUCUUUCAUCUUGUUAUUUAAAUUUCUGUCCUCCACAAGUGGCACAGUAGUCAUUAGGUACUUGGGAAUUGUCUUUAUUUAAAAAAACAAUAAAAUACAUUUUAAA
This is a messenger RNA of Alligator sinensis (Chinese alligator), 3709 nucleotides long. RefSeq names its product glycerophosphocholine phosphodiesterase 1 (gene GPCPD1). The coding region runs from base 148 to 2178 and encodes 676 amino acids. The transcript is spliced from 20 exons. NCBI's taxonomy places the organism in Eukaryota, Metazoa, Chordata, Crocodylia, Alligatoridae. Gene Ontology annotation, molecular function: starch binding; glycerophosphocholine phosphodiesterase activity. Gene Ontology annotation, biological process: glycerophospholipid catabolic process. The record is from RefSeq and is a predicted model, not a curated record.